Molecule: messenger RNA, 2941 nt
Organism: Psammomys obesus (fat sand rat)
Lineage: Eukaryota; Metazoa; Chordata; Mammalia; Rodentia; Muridae
Gene: Kcnq1
Product: potassium voltage-gated channel subfamily Q member 1
Exons: 16
Coding region: 1-2010 (669 amino acids)
Biological process (GO): potassium ion transport; transmembrane transport
Cellular component (GO): membrane; voltage-gated potassium channel complex
Molecular function (GO): voltage-gated potassium channel activity
Source: RefSeq, a predicted model, not a curated record
AUGGACGCGGCCUCGUCCCCGCCCAGUGCUGAGAGGAAGCGCACAGGCUGGGGCCGCCUGCUGGGCGCCCGGCGGGGCAGCGCGGGACUGGCCAAGAAGUGUCCCUUCUCAUUGGAGCUGGCCGAGGGUGGCCCGGAGGGCAGCACGCUCUAUGCUCCCAUCGCGCCACCCGGAGCCCCGGGGCUCACGCCCCCCUUGUCGUCCCCUGUGUCGCCAGCCCCGGUCCCCGCAGACCUCGGCCCACGUCCGCGCGUGAGCCUUGACCCGCGUGUCUCCAUCUACAGCACGCGCCGCCCGCUGCUGGCGCGCACCCACAUCCAGGGCCGCGUCUACAACUUCCUGGAGCGACCCACGGGCUGGAAGUGUUUCGUGUACCACUUCACCGUCUUCCUCAUUGUUCUGGUCUGCCUCAUCUUCAGCGUCCUGUCCACUAUUGAGCAGUAUGCCGCUCUGGCCACCGGGACUCUCUUCUGGAUGGAGAUCGUCCUGGUGGUGUUCUUUGGGACAGAGUAUGUGGUCCGCCUCUGGUCCGCAGGCUGCCGCAGCAAGUACGUGGGCAUCUGGGGCCGGCUACGCUUUGCCCGGAAGCCUAUUUCCAUCAUUGACCUCAUCGUGGUUGUGGCCUCUAUGGUUGUCCUCUGUGUGGGUUCCAAAGGGCAAGUGUUCGCCACAUCAGCUAUCAGGGGCAUCCGCUUCCUUCAGAUCCUGCGGAUGCUGCACGUUGAUCGCCAGGGGGGCACCUGGAGGCUCCUGGGCUCUGUAGUCUUCAUUCACCGCCAGGAGCUGAUCACCACCCUGUACAUUGGCUUUCUGGGUCUUAUCUUCUCCUCCUACUUUGUCUACCUGGCUGAGAAAGAUGCAGUGAACGAGUCUGGCCGCAUCGAGUUUGGCAGCUACGCAGACGCUCUGUGGUGGGGGGUGGUCACAGUCACCACCAUUGGCUAUGGGGAUAAGGUACCCCAAACGUGGGUUGGAAAGACCAUCGCCUCCUGUUUCUCUGUCUUCGCCAUAUCCUUCUUUGCACUCCCAGCGGGGAUACUUGGCUCCGGGUUUGCCCUGAAGGUCCAGCAGAAGCAGAGGCAGAAGCACUUCAACCGGCAGAUCCCAGCUGCAGCCUCCCUCAUCCAGACUGCAUGGAGGUGCUAUGCUGCUGAGAAUCCUGACUCAUCUACCUGGAAGAUCUAUGUCCGGAAGCCUGCUAGGAGCCACGCUCUGCUGUCCCCCAGCCCCAAGCCUAAGAAGUCUGCCAUGGUAAAGAAGAAGAAGUUUAAGCUGGACAAGGAUAAUGGGAUGAGUCCUGGAGAGAAGAUGUUCAGUGUCCCUCACAUUACAUAUGACCCUCCAGAGGACCGGAGGCCAGACCAUUUCUCUAUUGAUGGCUAUGACAGCUCAGUAAGGAAGAGCCCUACACUGCUGGAAGUAAGCACACCCCAUUUCUUGAGAACAAACAGCUUUGCUGAGGACCUGGACCUGGAAGGGGAGACACUGCUGACCCCCAUCACCCAUGUGUCACAACUUCGGGAGCACCAUCGGGCCACCAUCAAGGUGAUCAGGCGCAUGCAGUACUUUGUAGCCAAGAAGAAAUUCCAGCAAGCACGGAAGCCCUACGAUGUGCGAGAUGUCAUUGAGCAGUACUCUCAGGGCCACCUCAACCUUAUGGUGCGCAUCAAAGAACUACAGAGAAGGCUGGACCAGUCCAUCGGAAAGCCAUCUUUGUUCAUCCCCAUCUCAGAAAAGAGCAAGGACCGGGGCAGCAACACCAUCGGUGCCCGUCUGAACAGGGUGGAAGACAAGGUGACACAAUUGGAUCAGAGAUUGGUGAUCAUCACAGACAUGCUCCACCAGCUGCUGUCCCUGCACCAAGGUGGCCCAACCUGCAACAGCAGGCCACAAGUGGUGGCCAGAGAUGAAGGCGACACCAUCAACCCUGAGCUCUUCCUGCCCAGCAACAGCCUGCCCACCUAUGAACAGCUGACCGUGCCCCAGAUGAGCCCUGAUGAGGGCUCCUGAAGGAGCUCAGAAGGGAGGUCCAGGGUAACCCCAACAUAGGUCUUCCCCACCUUCCUCUCAACAGGGGCACCCACCUUGUUCUCACCCCCUCAAAGGCCUGAUAUAUUAGCCUAGCUCCCCAAGUCCCCAAAAACCUAUGGGCUAAGCCACUAGCCUGAGCCUGGAACUCACCAAGACCCCUCUGCCCAGCCAGUGGGUACUAGAACUUGGCUGGACACGGGGUUCCUCUCAGGCCAGAAUUGUCACUCUUAUCAAGAUGGUGAUGCCACCCAUCUGAUACCUGGGACACAAGGAUGUGGAGCAUCUGUGUAGGCUAGGAUGCAACUCGGGCAGAGGGAGGCCCGUCCAUGUGAUGCCAAGUGGCUUCCUAAAGGGAGACAAAGAAUCUAGCAGGAUCUAGGGUCACCACCCUCAGCCUCAUAUCCAGGGCCCAGCAGGGCAUGGCAGGCCCAGCCCACACUAAUUACAGGCUACAGGCCAGUGGGGACUCAGCAGGCCAGAGCCUGAUUCCUUCACUCUCUAGUGAUAUUGACUUCAUGGCCAGGAUACCAAGGGGUUUCCAGCUUCCCACAAGGGUUAUCCCAAGCAGGGGAGUAUCUGCUGUCCACCCCAGCCAGCUGUGGACUGCCAGCUUCUCCCCUGGAGUGGCAAGCAGGGCCCUCAAGUCCUGUGAGCCCCACAGGCAGCCUGCCUCCUCCUCCUUGCUGGUCAGAGGUGCCCAACAGGUGCUCAGACUCAGCCUCAUCACACCACAUCCCUCAGUCAGCAGCUGAGCCACAGCAGGGUUAGGGGCGUUACCAUUUCUCCCCAGGGUUGGUUCCUUGGGCAACUCACAGAAAUCAGGAUAAUCUCUGGUGAUUCAGAAUCUGUGUUUUAAUGAAUUUCAUGGUGUGAUCUUGAUUGACAGGCUUUUCCAAAUAAACUUGAGAGA